Macaca mulatta (Rhesus monkey) is the source of this 3488-nucleotide messenger RNA. The record is from RefSeq and is a predicted model, not a curated record. Lineage: Eukaryota; Metazoa; Chordata; Mammalia; Primates; Cercopithecidae.
GUGUGCAUGUGUGCAUGUGUGUGUGUGCAUGUGUGCGUGUGCAUGUGUGCCUGCACAUGGGGAAGGAAAGUUUUUCAGCUGCUGAGGAUGGGAGUAGGGGCUGGAGCAGCACCCUGCAGGGACGCCCCACAGGAAAAUCGACGGUUCUGAUGUUCUCAGCCUCUGGGUGCAAUUUCCUGAGGGCACAGGAACGUCUGGCACCCCUGGGCAGCUUGCUGGGGGAAGCUCCGUGGAGGAGGAUGUCCCGAGGUCGGUGAGAUCCAGGAGGGGUCUGCUGGGGGGCGGGAAUGCUCUGAGCAAGGUCCCGGAAGUCCAGAGCUCCUGAGGGAUCCAGGACCAGGGGCACUGGGGAGUUUCAGAGUUGGUCGCCGCCACAGCCCUCACAAGUGAGGCUGCUCUCUGGGACUGGUCACCUUCUCGCCUCGGCCACUUCACAGUCCUGGGGGGCAGCUGUGGCUCUUGCUGGGAACCAGCUGACCCUCCCUGGGGCUUGGGGGUGGGGUGGUGCUGAAGUGAGGCUCACCCGUCUGUGGCUUACUCCCGCCACCUAGAGGCCACUGUUCCUCACAGGCUCCCGGGCCAGUCACCUGCCGCCGCCCGGGGGCAGGACCUCCCCACGGGAUUGCAGUUUCUCUGAUCACCGGGAUGGGCCUACACCUCUCCCCCUGCAGCGGCUGCUUCCACGCAGGACUGGAGCAUGUCAGGGUUCGGGGCUGCUGUCAUAGGGGAGUGGCUGCGGCCUGCAGGUCAGAGGCACCCGACUUCUUUUGCUAACCCCCUUCCCUGCCUGUCCUGUCCACCCCUUUCUCUCCAUCUUUCUCUCCUGCCCCUGCUAUGAAGCAUGAACCAGUGACCCCAUCCGCACCUGUCUGACCAGGCUCCCCACGUGCCCUGACGUAGCCCCGUAGGCUAAGCCCACAGCUGACAUCCCUUCCUGGGGAAUUCCCGACCUGCCAGCCAUUGUUCUUCAGACACCCCAGCAUCUUGACCUCCCUCUAUCUGCAGCCUCUGUGGGCCGGGCCUCCACUAGGACCCCCUGAGACAUGUCAGGCUCCUCACGAGCUCUGUCUUAUGUGGCCACGCCCAGGGCCCCAGGAGGUAGAAGACCAGCGGGCAUCUCAUGGAGGAGGAAAAAGGGCCCAGAGAGGGACUUCCGCUCCGGCUCAGCAAGGGAGUCCCAGUUCCCGGAGUCCUUGUUGAGGCCCCUGCUCCACGGUGCACAAGGCAUGUGAUGUCAACCAGCUUACAUCAUCUUGACGGGAGCCCUGUGAGGCCGCCACUGUCGUCAAUCCAGCUUCACAAGUGGGGAGACUGAGAUACAGAGCGGUCAACGUGCAGAGCCCAGAAUCUGCUCCCUGGUGCUGACUUGGGAGGCAGAGGCCCCCCGCAACUCGCGAAUCCCAGCAGUGGCCCCUUCCAGACGCCACGUCCAGCUACCCCGCGCUUACACCUGCAGGGCCCCACAAGAGGCCUCCCAGUGUGCGCGGGCCUCUUGAAGAGAGAAUCUCCACUCAGAUGUCCGAAUGACCCAAACUCGGCUCUGGGAGGCUGGGGACGGCCCUCCAGGCCAAGGGGGGAGCGCGCAGGGCCCAGCGGGGCAGGGCUGAGGGCGCUGGGUCCUGAGCCAUCCACUGAAGGACGCUGGGGGACAGCAAGGCGCGAAGCAGGAGUUUCUUCUGCUCCUGGGCCCGGGUCGCUCCAGGCUGUCUGGGCUCCGGGAGGGGCGUGCCCGGGGCGCCUCCCGAGCGGGUUAUAGUGGGACCACGAGUCUCUGGCGGCGGCGGGUCAAGACUACACUUCCCAGGAGGCUGUGCGCGCCGCGUGGCGCCUGGGAGUUGUAGUCCAGAGCGCGGCGGGCGCGGGCGCGGCGGGCGGGGCAGGCGGGCGCGUGGACUACGCGUCCUAGGAUGCCGCGCGCGGCCGCGGGGCUGAGGGUUUGAACCGAGGGUCCGCCGUCCGCGGCGGGGCUGCGUCGGCUGCGGCGGGUGCGGGAGGUGGCGACGACCGGGGCCGGGGUCCCAGCCCGGCUGCGGAGGCGGGCGCGACGGGUGCGGGGGUCGCUGCUCCUGAGGCGAUGAUGGGCAAGGAGGAGGAGAUUACGCGGAUCGCCCGGAGGCUGGACAAGAUGGUGACCAAGAAGAGCGCGGAGGGGGCCAUGGAUCUGCUGCGGGAGCUGAAGGCCAUGCCUAUCACGCUGCACCUGCUCCAGUCCACCCGAGUCGGGAUGUCUGUCAACGCCCUUCGGAAGCAGAGCUCCGACGAGGAGGUCAUUGCACUGGCCAAGUCCCUCAUCAAGUCCUGGAAGAAGCUCCUGGAUGCUUCAGAUGCCAAAGCCAGGGAGCGGGGGAGGGGCACGCCUCUGCCCACGUCCUCGAGGGAUGCCUCAGAGGCCCCGGAUCCCAGCCGCAAGAGGCCGGAGCUGCCCAAGGCACCGUCGACUCCAAGGAUCACCACAUUUCCUCCGGUGCCUGUCACCUGUGAUGCCGUACGCAACAAGUGCCGCGAGAUGCUGACUGCUGCCCUGCAGACGGCCCACGACCACGUGGCCAUCGGUGCGGACUGCCAGCGCCUGUCGGCUCAGAUCGAGGAAUAUAUCCUUUGGGCAGGGCUAUGGGUCUGGGUUUCUGGUGGAGUCAGGAGGCUGCCUGGCCUGGUGGCCUCUGGUGGCUGCUGGAUGCCACUGCCCAGCUGUCCAGGGGUCACCUGCCUGGGGGGGUCACCUGCCUGGGGGGGGUCACCUGCCUGGGGGGUCACCUGCCUGGGGGGUCAGCUGCCUGGGGGGUCACCUGCCUGGGGGGUCAGCUGCCUGGGGAGGGGGUCACCUGCCUGGGGGGGUCACCUGCCUGGGGGUCACCUGCCUGGGGGGGGUCACCUGCCUGGGGGGUCACCUGCCUGGGGGGGGUCACCUGCCUGGGGGGGUCACCUGCCUGGGGGGGUCACCUGCCUGGGGGGGGGUCACCUGCCUGGGGGGUCACCUGCCUGGGGGGUCACCUGCCUGGGGGGUCACCUGCCUGGGGGGUCACCUGCCAGGGGGGUCAGCUGCCUGGGGGGUCAGCUGCCUGGGGGGGGGGUCACCUGCCUGGGUAGUCAGGUUGUCUCGCUCCAGGAGGCCCCCAGACCAGCUGAGAGGCUGAUUCUGCCUGCUGGUGGGGCCUAGGUUCCCUGGGGCUGUAGCCUGAAGCUGGGUCUCAGUCAGGAAUGGGCCUGUGGCAGGCUCGGCCCUGCAGCCCUUCACCUGUCCACCAAGUGUGGCUGGGCAGAACCUUUCCAGCCAGCACCCCAGCAUGGCCCCCAGCGGGGCAGGUGGUAGGUGGAGGGCAGCGACGUUGUCCUCGGGUGGGUCCUUAAACACUUGCACGCAUCUUCCGGGACGUUGGAAACACAGACAUGAAGUACAAGAACCGUGUGCGGAGUCGUAUCUCCAACCUGAAGGAUGCCAGGAACCCUGACCUGCGGCGGAACGUGCUGUGUGGGGCCAUAACCCCCCA